AAACACAGAGAGGUUGAGAGUUGAGGGAGUGAUGGAGCGACGCCGACGCUCAAGCUCAAAUUCAAUGCUGGUGCCGUACGCCCACCGCCAGCUAGCGGUGGUUCCGCACGGCUGGGACGUGGAGGAGGUGCCACGCACUGACGGCAGCCGCUCCGACAGGUACUACUAUGAGCCUGGCUCUGGAAGAAAAUUCAGGUCUGUCAGAGAAGUUCAUCGAUAUUUGAACGGAGAACCUAACCGCUCCUUCAGAUCCAACACUAGGAUGCGGAUGCGAAUGCGAAUGCGAAUGCCUUUGCACAGGAGUGGUAGAUGUCGAUAUCGAAGGAUGCUUGUUUCUGAUGGAAAGUUGUUGAGAGUGGAUAAUGAAGGAAGCAAGAGUUAUUUGGCUGUAGUACGGGAAGCCCCCGGCAUUCUUCCUGAUGGCUGGGUUGUGGAGGAGGUGCCUCGUAAAUAUAUGAACUGGCCUGACAAGUAUUACUAUGAACCUGAGACUGGUGUGAAGUUUCGGUCCCUGAUUGCUGUUGAGGCACACUUGGCAGAAUUGGACGAAGAUGCCCCAUUAUCCAAGACAUUAGAAGGGAUUAUGGAAAAUAAACCUCUUGCACAGGCUUUCAAAAUGGAAAAUCACAAGACCUAUACUCGAAGGAAGAAAGAUACUACUCAAGCAAAAUCACAAGCCUCAUCUUUUAUCGAGCCGCCAAUGAAAGUGACUUGGGUUCUUGCCAAUGCACAAGGGGAUUCGUGGAACCCUUUCAUCUCCGAGGCAUUGGUCCCCGAUGCUGUUAAGAAUCAAUGGACAACCAGAUUCACGCUUUUCAUGAAGGACGGAACCCACAGUUAUUAGAACAUCCUAGCGUAUAGUUGAAGAUUAGCUGAACCAAGCCUGCUGUCAAGAAUUAACCGAUGUUAGGACACUGGUUCUCGGUUUUGGAGCAAUGAUCAACUAUUUCCUAUUUUCAAUCAGUUCUGAUUGUUGCUCAUAGCAAUAUAUAACAAGGAUAAAGAUUGUAGAAUUCGCAAAACAAUCUUGAUUUUAAAAUUUUGUAGUUAUUUAAAAAUACUUAUCUUGUAGACUGGCUGGUCUACCCAGUAUUCAACAGUUUUAUAAAAAAAUAUAUUAAUAUCUAAA
Messenger RNA from Salvia splendens (bonfire salvia), 1129 nucleotides. Its product is annotated as methyl-CpG-binding domain-containing protein 7. Bases 32 to 844 code for a protein of 270 amino acids. The record is from RefSeq and is a predicted model, not a curated record. The transcript has 7 exons. Gene Ontology annotation, molecular function: DNA binding. Lineage: Eukaryota; Viridiplantae; Streptophyta; Magnoliopsida; Lamiales; Lamiaceae.